CGUGGUGUUGGCGUGCCCCAAAUUCAGUUCGCUGCGUUCUGCAGGCGACAGACGUCCGUCCGUCUCCAUUUCUCUCUCUCUCUCUCUCUGUCUCCUUCAAAACUACGCCGUUUUCUCCUCAUUCAGCACCUCGUCACACACUCAUUACCUUCUUUCCUCCUCAAUCGAGGUUAUUUUAUAGGCCACUGUGUUUAAUAUAUGUCAAGAACACGUCUGGUGAAAAAUCGAGGAAAUAUUGGUUGAUUUAUAUACGUAUAGAUAAGAAGUUCUUUUUGAAGGUAUUUUUAGCAAAUGCUGGUAGUUGAUGGCUUCUCCAGAUCUUGAUUCUUAUUGGCUAUCAUCUUCCCGAGAGUCUUUAUGUGGAUCAUUCAAUGUGCACAUCGAAGAAGAAACGAGUGCAGAUCAUAUUUUACCUGAAAUGGAAGCUACAACUUCCUCCAUGUCUUAUAAUCAUAAUAUCCCUAAAUCACCUCCUCCCCCUAAUAAAACCAGUUUGAGCACCAAACAUCCUCACAGAUCUUCAAAGUUUAGUUUUGUCCCCAAGGAAACAAAAGAUACAUGGGACAGGCUUUUCAAGGAAGGAUUUGGUGCAGAUGUCUAUAUUAUAACCGAAGAUGGAGACUGUAUUCCAGCUCAUUCAAGUAUUCUUAGUGUUGCAUCACCAGUGUUAGGAAGCUUUCUGUGCCAAGCAAAAGUUAGAAACGGAAUCAGAUGCAUCAAAAUUCCCGGGGUACCUCAUGGAGCUGCUGUUGCAUUCAUUCGUUUCCUAUACUCAUCCUGCUAUGAAGAGGAAGAGAUGGACAAGUUUGUUCUCCAUCUACUGGUUCUAUCGCAUUCCUACUCGAUUCCAUCACUGAAAAGAGUAUGUACACACAUUCUGGAGAAUGGAUGGCACAAAGACAACGUGAUAGAUGUGCUUCAGUUGGCGAAGAGUUGUGAUGCACCAAGGCUGUCCUUGAUUUGUGUUCGUAUGAUUGUGACGGACUUCAAAUCUAUAUCUUCAACGGAAGGUUGGAAAGUAAUGAAGCGUGUGAACCCUGGACUCGAACAAGAGCUCGUAGAGUCCAUUGUUGAAGCAGAUACUCAAAAACAAGAGAGGCAAAGGAAAAUAGAGGAGAAGAAGGUGUAUUUGCAACUGCAUGAAGCAAUGGAGGCCCUCCUUCACAUAUGCAGGGAUGGCUGCAGGACAAUUGGUCCUCGUGAUAAAGUACUUAAAGGGAGUCAGGUCGCCUGCCAUUUUCCGGCUUGCAAAGGGCUUGAAGCUUUAGUUCGUCAUUUCUCCAACUGUAAGGGUCGAGUCCCUGGUGGAUGUGUUCACUGCAAGCGCAUGUGGCAGCUUCUUGAACUUCAUUCUCGAAUGUGCAACCAACCUGAUUCUUGCAAGGUCCCUCUUUGUCGACAUUUCAAGGAGAAAAUGCAGCAGCAAAGCAAGAAAGAUGAAGCAAAAUGGAGACUGUUGGUGAGCAAAGUUACAGCUGCAAAGAAUGCCCUCGGACCAUUCUCAACCCGGGACUCGGGUUUAUUGUUAUAUUAAUUCAAUAUGCUCACCACAUGAUCAGAUAGUUGGUGUUCCAGGUUAUCAAAUAAUUGGAACUGUAGAAGUGGCAAUAAUAGGAAAAUCAUAGCAGUUACUUUGAUAAACACAGCAGUAUCUUUGCUUUGUUUUUGUUGUUUUUUUGUUGAAAAUGAAGUUGGGAUAAUGCGAAAAUGAUCAAGAAGCCAUCUUGGUUCAGCAUUUGGCUUGGAAUAUAAGUGAGAAAUCCACGGUGAAACAAAGUCUCUUGUAGUUGA
Carica papaya (papaya) is the source of this 1791-nucleotide messenger RNA. RefSeq names its product BTB and TAZ domain protein 3 (gene BT3). NCBI's taxonomy places the organism in Eukaryota, Viridiplantae, Streptophyta, Magnoliopsida, Brassicales, Caricaceae. The record is from RefSeq and is a predicted model, not a curated record. Gene Ontology annotation, molecular function: protein binding.